GUACUCUUCAUUUGUGUAUAUUUUGUCCCUCAGCUUCGCGCUGCCCUUUACGACGUCCAUGACAUCUUCUUUGAAAUGCCUCUGAGGGACCGACUGUCUUUACUGCAGCAGGACCGGGAGCUCCGUGCAGAAAGGAAGUUACGAGACAUGGAGAAAACCAAGAGCCCCAAGGAGAUAGCGGUUCUGUCUGCGGCUACACAGAGAUCUCUGGACCUGAAAAAGAAGGUCAGUGAAUCUCCAGCUCAGGCUAGGAAGAUGCAGCAGAAGCCAAAGAGCCCCACCACCAACAGUCCUGAAGCCCAGUCAAGGCCAAAAUUCUCCAGUUCAAGCACAGCUGAACCGGCAAGGGAGCUGGUACAGAAAGACGCCAGAGGAGAGAGUGAAGCGCUCUGACAACCUGAAGAAGCAGCAUUCUCUCGGUUAACACGUCUCUACAUCCCCUGAUCUGUGGAACCUUUGGUCUGUUAAUACAAAGUUUGCUUCAGUUAAACUCCAAUAAUCGCUGCUAAGAGUGUGAUUGUCCUUCAUCAAGUGAUUGUAUAAACUACCACAUUGCCAGUAUGUGAAUGGCUGUAGAUUUCUGCAAUAUCAUAACAGAUUAGUAGAUGAAAGACAUUACAUUGUUUGUAAAAGGAAGACAGAAACAGAUCAGAGCUGAAGUUCAAACUAUUUCUGUGCCUAAAAACAAAGUGUCUGUAACAUUUUAACCUGUUCAUAAACACCCAGUGCUUUAAUUUUAUAUUUUGUUCAAGGGCUUUUAGUUCAUGUUUUAUUUAUUUAAUGUUGCUAUGUUUACAGUUCUUCAGUUUAGAAACUUGAGUGUCUUACUAAAAAUAUUGUGGAAUAAAAAAGUAUAUUGUA
Molecule: messenger RNA, 861 nt
Organism: Betta splendens (Siamese fighting fish)
Lineage: Eukaryota; Metazoa; Chordata; Actinopteri; Anabantiformes; Osphronemidae
Product: centriolar coiled-coil protein of 110 kDa-like
Exons: 5
Coding region: 76-393 (105 amino acids)
Biological process (GO): centriole replication; centrosome duplication; regulation of cytokinesis
Cellular component (GO): centriole
Source: RefSeq, a predicted model, not a curated record